ACCAACACCAACCCUUUUCUAUCUCUGGUUCUCUGUACAACUUUUUUUAAGGUGUAUACCUUACAUUAUAUACAUUACAUUUUUUAACAAUGGUAGCAAUCAAGCUUUUGUUUCUUAUUUUCUUUUUUGUUAUUGCCCUCCCUUUUUCUCCUGCGGAAACAACCCAUAUGCAUAAAGGACAUGCUCAACCUCCGGUUCCAGCCCCACUAGCUUCAUACACUAUACCAUCGUACGGUUAUACCCCUGGCAGCCUCGAGCCACAAGAAUGCGGAGAAAGAUGUGAAUAUAGAUGCUCAAAUACACAAUACAGAAAACCAUGCUUGUUUUUUUGUAACAAAUGCUGUGCAAAGUGUUUGUGUGUGCCUGCUGGUACUUAUGGCAAUAAGCAAUCUUGUCCUUGCUACAACAAUUGGAAGACCAAAAGGGGAGGUCCCAAGUGCCCUUAAUUUUUAUACAUACCCUAAAUUCUCCAACUACAUACUCUCUCGAUCCGUCCCAUUAAGAUUGUCGAUCCUAUUUAAUCGAAAAUUUUCUGACAAAAAAUUCUUAAAUGGGGCAAACUCAAAACGAGGGAAUGAUAUUAAUUAAUAUUAUACUAGCUCUACUAUUAUUUUUUUCACUCCAUUUUCUUUCCACCACUAUUUUGGUCUAUCCAUGUUCUUUCAUGUACUUUCUUCUCUUUGUCAUACAAAAUGUAGCUCUUUAUUACAAUACUAGUGGAGAAAUCCGUACAUUACACGGUUUUUUUAGCAUCGACAU
This is a messenger RNA of Amaranthus tricolor (Joseph's coat), 759 nucleotides long. RefSeq names its product protein GAST1-like. Lineage: Eukaryota; Viridiplantae; Streptophyta; Magnoliopsida; Caryophyllales; Amaranthaceae. The record is from RefSeq and is a predicted model, not a curated record. The transcript is spliced from 4 exons. The coding region runs from base 90 to 446 and encodes 118 amino acids.